CCUUCGAUAUAAGCAUGCCGGUUAGCGAACGCGGAACCCACAGUUUCCACACACUGCCUUCGAGCUGAUCUUCUAGCCGAUUGAAGGAUGUCUUUUUGUAGAUCACCCCGUUUUCAAUUUUUAAAUCAGGUCUCCUGGGAAGAAAUCCAACUCCUCUAAAGUUUCGGCUUCGGUGCUUCUGGACAGCAUAUCCGCCACGAUGUUGUCGGAGCCCUUCCGGUGCGUGAUUUCAAAGUCGAAGCCCUGGAGCAGCAACGACCAACGAGCCAAUCGCCCGGACAAAUCCUUCAUGGACAUCAGCCAUUUCAAACUGGCGUGAUCGGUUAUGACCGUGAAUGGCAUCAUUUCGAUGUAUGGCCGGAAUUUUUGUAUCGCCAAUACCGCCGCCAAGCACUCCUUCUCGGUCACCGAGUAGUUCACCUGGUGCUUGUUCAUCUUGGCAGAAAAGAACGCAAUGGGCCUCUCGUUUCCCUGCAAAUCCACCUGGAAUAAUACGGCUCCGACGCCAAUAUGGGAUGCGUCACAUUGUACAAAAAAUGGGCGUGAAAAAUCCGCGUGUACCAGCACUGGCGCAGAUGUGAGCGCCUUCUUCAACGCCUCAAAUGCUGCAAUAGCUUCGCCACCGAGUGAGAACCGACCUCCCGAUCGCUUUUUCAAAGCCUCAGUGAGUGGAGCCGCUAAGGUGGCAAAAUCUUUAAUAAAUCGCCUGUACCACCCGGCGGUUCCUAAGAAAGCUCGAACCUCCUUUACGGACCUUGGCACCUGUAUGCGCUGUAUCGCCUGUACCCGUUCUGGAUCUGUUCGAAGCACGCCGCCGCCCACGAUAAAUCCCAGCUACUCUCUUCAGGUACUCCAAGUGCGUAUCAAAAUCACCCGCGAAGACUACCAAAUCGUCCAGAUAUACUUUAACGUUGGACCUCAGUUCAUUCGGUAUGACCUUGUCCAUCAGCCGGCACAACCUUUGAGCGGCGUUACACAACCCGAAAGGCAUCAUGCGGAAUUGGUACAACGGUCGCCCUGGUACCGUAAACGCAGUGCACCUUCUACUGGACUCCUCCAACUCCACCUGCCAAAACGCAAAUUUCAGGUCCACACUGGAAAUAUAAUACGUCUGAUCGAUUCCAGAUAGGAUUCCCUCCACGCAUGGUAGCGGAUAGGCAUCUUUGACUGUCAGUUUGUUCAACUUGCGGGCAUCGAGGCAAAAGCGGUUCUUGCCCGGCCGUCGCACUAUGGUGGUGCGGUUACUCCACGGACUAUCGCUUACCUCGAUGACGCCAAGCGCCAGCAUGCUGUCCACCUCAUCCCACACAAUCUUCUGCAUAGCGGGUGAUAGAGGGUAGUGCCUGUCUUUCACUGGCUCUGCUCCGCUGACCAAUUCAAUUCGCUUUUGUUGUUCAUUCAAUUUCCACAUAUCUGGUUCCGGCCUUACUUCAUCCUGGUCCGCAUAAUGCGCCACUCUAUCAGCUAGCAAUUCAUCGAGGACAAGUCGGCU
This is a messenger RNA of Scaptodrosophila lebanonensis, 1492 nucleotides long. RefSeq lists its product as uncharacterized. The transcript has 4 exons. The coding region runs from base 455 to 1129 and encodes 224 amino acids. Lineage: Eukaryota; Metazoa; Arthropoda; Insecta; Diptera; Drosophilidae. The record is from RefSeq and is a predicted model, not a curated record.